This is a messenger RNA of Arachis duranensis, 2206 nucleotides long. Its product is annotated as KRR1 small subunit processome component homolog. The transcript is spliced from 13 exons. The record is from RefSeq and is a predicted model, not a curated record. Gene Ontology annotation, cellular component: nucleolus; small-subunit processome. The coding region runs from base 780 to 1955 and encodes 391 amino acids. Gene Ontology annotation, molecular function: RNA binding. NCBI's taxonomy places the organism in Eukaryota, Viridiplantae, Streptophyta, Magnoliopsida, Fabales, Fabaceae.
UCCUUCCUUCAGCAAAGAGCAAACUGCCCUAGCCUCAAACCCUAGCCUCCACCAAUAGUUGUCGCGGUCUGUCGGAGUGAGAGACUGCUGCCGCCGCCCAUCGCACUCAAGAACUUCCGUCUUCGUGCUCUCGGGCCUCUCGCCGGAUCCUCCACGUUGGGUGCUCGCAUCUCGCCGUUCUCCUCUGUGCUCGGCUGCUCGCGCCUCCCUCCGCCAGUGAGUGCUCGAGCUGUGCGUGUUGGUUGCUGCUCGUCGUCCGUGGUUGUCUCUGCUCGAUUCUGCCUCCCAGUCUCACUCGAGUCUUGUCUCAGUCACUGGCAUCUCGUGGUUCGUCUGUCUCGUUGCCGGCGGCAGAAGCAACUCGUGGGGUUGUCUCUUGCUUCGUCGCCUUCCGUGGGGUGGUCGCCGACACGCCGUCGACCGUUGCCCACUGGAGUCUCUCUCAGUCUCCCUCGCCGGAGUCUCGUCGUUCGUCUUGCGGCCUUCCUCGUCGUCUCACUCGAGUCUCGUCCCUGAGCUCCUCGUUGCUGGAGGAGGAAGCAUCUCGUGGGGGUCGUCGCUUGCUUCGUCGCCUUCCGUGGAGUUGUCGUCCCUCGCCGUCUUCUGGUUUCGGGUUCUCUCCGUCGCCGUGGGCCGUGGAUAGUUGGUUUGAGAGAGUUAAAAAAGAACAGAAUAACCAUCAAAUAGUACUCCUCUCCACUUAUUCCAGCAGCCACUGAACCCUCCAAAACCCUCGAAACCUCCCACCGCGGCUCCACCGCAAACCCCUAACACCCACCAUGGUACGCGAUGGCGACGCGACGGACCAAAACGGCGACGCUUUGGUACCACCACUUCCAACCAACGAGAAGCGGAAGGGGAAGCACGACAAGCCAAAGCCAUGGGACGAGGACCCUCACAUCGAUCAUUGGAAGGUCGAGAAGUUCGAUCCUUCUUGGAACGAAGGCGGCAUGCUUGAGGUUAGCUCGUUCUCCACUCUUUUCCCUCAGUACCGGGAGAAGUACCUUCAGGAAGCUUGGCCUUUGGUGAAGUCUGCGCUCAAGGAAUUUGGCAUCUCUUGCGAGCUCAACUUGGUUGAGGGUUCAAUGACGGUUUCCACGACCAGGAAGACGAGGGAUCCUUACAUUAUUGUCAAAGCUAGGGAUCUUAUUAAGCUUCUUUCACGAAGUGUUCCUGCUCCUCAGGCAAUCAAAAUACUUGACGAUGAAGUGCAAUGUGACAUCAUUAAAAUUAGUGGCUUGGUUCGCAAUAAGGAGCGUUUUGUAAAAAGAAGACAACAUCUUGUGGGUCCCAAUUCUUCCACAUUGAAGGCCCUUGAAAUACUCACAGGUUGCUACAUUCUUGUCCAGGGAAAUACAGUUGCUGCAAUGGGUUCAUUUAAAGGCUUGAAGCAAGUAAGGAGGAUUGUUGAAGAAUGCAUGCUGAAUAAAAUGCAUCCUGUGUACAACAUUAAGGUUCUUAUGCUGAAGAAAGAACUUGAAAAGGAUCCGGCCCUUGCACAAGAAAACUGGGAUAGGUUUCUUCCAAAGUUCAAGAAGAAAAAUGUUCAGCAAAAGAAGGUUAAAUCUAAAGAAAAGAAGCCAUAUACUCCUUUCCCGCCUCCUCAACAGCCCAGUAAGGUUGAUAUUGAAUUAGAAACUGGAGAAUACUUCUUAAGUGCUAAGAAGAAAUCAGCAAAGAAAUGGCAAGAGAAGCAGGAGAAGCAAGCGGAAAAAACUGCUGAGAACAAAAGAAAAAGAGAAGAGGCCUUCAUUCCACCCAAGGAACCUGCAAAGCCGGUGGAUAAAUCUGAAGAUGCUAAUAAUAAUAAUGUAGCUGACAUGGCAAAGUCCUUAAAGCAAAAAGCAAAGAAGCUAGGGAUGCGCAAAUCCGAAGAAAACAUAAAUGCUGAGACAUACAUCAUAGGAUCAUCAGAACAACCAUCAGGAAAGAAAUCAAAGAAGCAAAAAUCUUAGUUAACAUCUGAUCCUUUGGAGAUGGAAGAUGGGCUUGUGGAUUGAAAUCGAUCCCAAAAAUUCGUCUCUUAGAAAAGUUUUGACACUAGUGUGCAAGUCUAUGGACAUUGCUGCCGCAAUUUGUCGAGAAAGUGUGAGUGGGUUGCAUUGUGUCUCACUCGUUCUUGCCUAAUUAGAUUGUAACAUGUACGACAAUGAUCCCUUUUCAAAAUGUAUUGGCCAAAAUGGAUCUUUUCAAUUUUUCCUUUUAA